GUUACUGGGCUCUUCUGAAGGUUUUCAGCUUUUGGAGCAUCUGGUAAGAGAUCUCGCGUUGUGAAGAAGAAAGUAUUUAGGCUCAGGCUUCGCAAGGGCUUCUGGAUGCUGCAUCAUGGAGAUCAGCUGUCUCACAAUGGUCAGACUGGCUCUGCUUCCUCUGCCUCUGGACUCCCUUUUUCCAGUAGGCUUUGAGGCUUGUACGCAUCAAUUCCAUGAGGAAACAAGGUGACUUGUUUUUACUGGUGCUGUCUGAUGGAGUGGCCAUAGCUUGGACUGAGUUUUUGGAAAAGUCUUAAUUGUCAUCCUCAUGUUUUAAAGCCAAGGGUGAGGAAUGCUUGGCUUUCUCUCUUAAAAAAUUUUUUUAAUUCUUUAUUCUGUCACCCAUACCUCUAAGCUCUCCAAUUCUGAGCGCAUUUUCACAUAAGCUUGCUUUGCGAUGUCUUUGGCCAGUCAUUCUAGGGAAUAAAAGCUACUUUUCUAUUGAUUCAAAACGUUCCACAGACUAAUGAAACUAAUACCACAUCAAGGUUCAGUUGGUAUGGUGCGAGCUGGGCUGUAUGGCUGUAAGCACGUUAUGAGUGGUGGAAACGGCAUGUACAGUGCUCAAACCAGCGCUGAGGCUGUUUGGGCUGUGCCUCUUUGCUGCAGAACAGAAACUUUUCUGACUUCAGUUGGUGUUGUGGUUGCCCAGCCUCACCCGAUGUGGUAAUUGUGGAAACUUGUAUCACGAUGGUGCUGAAGGAUGCUUUUGGAUUCGUGUAGGUACGGACUUGAUCUGCUUUCUGGUUCUUGUGAGGGGAGAAACCCAAACUCUUCUGUGUCUUGUGCUCACAAAUGCAACUUGAAUAACCCUGCCGCCUUCAGUGGGCAGCUAGUGUUGUUACUCCUUAAACGAAGGAGCUGUCGAAGCUGAGAGGAUGUCACUGGAGAGCCUGCAGCGGUGAGAUCAUAGCUUGUUUCAAAGACUGCAAUAGCCAAUCUCCCGCACAGCCCCCUGCCAGAAAUGACUGACUGCUUGCUCUCAGGUAUUCUUUCUUCAAGCAUCUCCAUCAGUGGGAUGUGAAGGGUCAAGGGGUGUGCAGCAGGGAGGAAGAACGUGUUCACAUGCAACUUACGAACUUCAGCCUGUGCUCUGGACCUUGCACAGGCUGCCUAACAAUCUCUUCAAGCAGUGAGCUAGUGGGGGACCAGCUGAGAGCAGGUUGAGGAGCAAGGCUGAUCCUGAAAGCCAGUUGUCUUGACAGUUCUCUGUUUUGUCCCCUCCCCAAAUGACUGAAUUUGUAAACUGGGCUAACUUAGUGUGUGUUUCACACAUGAACUUCAAUUUCCUGUUGUCUUGCAGGAAUGACACCAAGGAAGAUGUGUUUGUCCAUCAGACUGCCAUAAAGAAGAAUAACCCCAGGAAGUACCUCCGCAGCGUAGGAGAUGGAGAGACCGUGGAGUUUGAUGUGGUUGAAGGAGAAAAGGGUGCGGAGGCAGCUAAUGUUACAGGUCCUGGUGGAGUUCCAGUGCAAGGCAGCAAAUACGCAGCAGACCGUAACCAUUACAGACGAUAUCCAGUCGUAGGGGUCCUCCACGCAACUACCAGCAAAACUAAGAAUAGUGAGAGUGGGGAAAAGAACGAAGGAGCAGAGAACAUACCAGAAGGUCAAGCCCAGCAACGCCGUCCCUAUCGCAGGCGGCGGUACCCACCUUACUAUAUGCGUAGGCCCUACGGGCGUCGACCACAAUAUUCCAACCCUCCCGUUCAGGGAGAGAUAGUGGAGGGUGCUGACAACCAGGGUGCAGGAGAACAAGGCAGACCAGUCAGGCAGAACAUGUACCGAGGAUAUAGACCACGAUUUCGCAGGGGUCCUCCUCGUCAAAGACAGCCUAGAGAGGAUGGAAACGAAGAAGAUAAAGAGAACCAGGGGGAUGAGACCCAAAGUCAGCAGCCACCUCAACGUCGGUACCGUCGUAACUUCAACUACCGACGCAGACGCCCAGAGAACCCUAAACCACAAGAUGGCAAAGAGACGAAGGCAGCCGAACCACCAGCUGAGAAUACGUCCGCUCCCGAGGCCGAGCAGGCGGGGCUGAGUAAAUACCGGCUUACCAUCUCUACCAUCAUCCGGUUUAGUCAUCAAAGAAAAGACUUAAGAAAUGAAGAAGAAAAGAAAAUGAAAUUCCAGCAAUAAGAAAUGAACAAAAGAAUUGGAACUGAAGACCUUAAGUGCUUGCUUUUUGCUGUUGACCAGAUUACUCGAACUAUCUGCAUUAUCUAUGCAGCAUGGGGUUUUUAUUAUUUUUACCUAAAGAAGUCUCCUUUUGGAAACGAUAAACACGUUUUUUAAAAGCCUGUUUUUUCUCAAUAUACCUUUAAAGGUUUUUAAAUUGUUUCAUAUCUGGUCAAGUUGAGAUUUUUAAGAACCUCAUUUUUAAUUUGUAUGAAAUAUACACCUGAUUUUUUCAAGUCAAACUGCAAGCAUCUGUUAAUA
This is a messenger RNA of Egretta garzetta (little egret), 2480 nucleotides long. RefSeq names its product Y-box binding protein 1 (gene YBX1). Gene Ontology annotation, cellular component: nucleus. Lineage: Eukaryota; Metazoa; Chordata; Aves; Pelecaniformes; Ardeidae. Gene Ontology annotation, molecular function: nucleic acid binding. Gene Ontology annotation, biological process: regulation of gene expression. The record is from RefSeq and is a predicted model, not a curated record.